Messenger RNA from Momordica charantia (bitter melon), 2308 nucleotides. RefSeq names its product DNA-binding bromodomain-containing protein. NCBI's taxonomy places the organism in Eukaryota, Viridiplantae, Streptophyta, Magnoliopsida, Cucurbitales, Cucurbitaceae. The record is from RefSeq and is a predicted model, not a curated record. Gene Ontology annotation, molecular function: protein binding.
UCUCUCCUCUCUCUUUUCAUUAGUUCGCAUGCUUGGUCAGUUGGUCUUGGUUGAUUCUUUUCUGUUGUUUUCCGUUUUUGAUGUGCUGCUUUCCUACCGUGAUUCCGAUACCGUUUCCCGCAAAAUUCCGUUUGCUCGGCUACUGUUAAAUGAAAUCUCCCGGUUCUAAUCUUCUAUACCUUUUUAAUUUUUAGUUUCAUUCUAGGGUUUUACUGAAUCUCUUGGGUUGGCGCCAAUUUGCUUUCCCUCUAUUUUUGUUACUUUCUUCCCACGACCAACAGCAUCGUUCGUAUCUUUCGAGAAUUUCCCCCAAAAAUCUCAUCUUUAUCAUAUUAUUCGUAAAUGAAGGCUAUUCCUGUUUUGGUGGAUCACUCCCGUUUCUCUUUUUCGUUACAGUGGCCUGGUGAAUUGGCCAUUGCCUUUUGAAGAUUUUGGUUCAAGUUACGCAGUGCCAGAUAAAUAAGGUCAACUAUUUUUGGGCUGAAGGAUGAAGCGUAAACGAGGGAACAAGAAAAGCAAGCGUAAAGGAGUAGGAGGGGGUAUUGAAGGAGCUGGAAAGGAAGCGGCCUCUUUAGUUACCGAAGAUAAUUCGGGUUUGGAGGAGUUCGAUAAUGACAACAAGUCUGACUCUGCAAUGGAUGUCGAAGUCGACACGCCUUCGUCAACGGGAACUGACCAUCUCAAUGUUGCAAAUGUUAAUCCUGAUGAUUCGAUUGACAAGGCUGCAGGGAAAUCAUCAGUUGGACGUGUUAAAGUGAAGCUCAGGACGUCAAAAAUGAUGGACGCUCAGAUUAAUUCUUCCGAUGCGCCAACUCAAAGUGAUACUGAUAAGAGCAGUCUGCAAAUGGGCUUAGAAAAGCAUAGCGUGGUUUCCGACAAAAUGGAAGAUAGUGCCAACUCAUUGCCCGAAAAGGAAUCUGCUUUUUCUGGGACAGCAUCCAAAAAAAUUGGAAGCAUAAAGAUCAAGUCUUCCAAGAGCUUCGGAGCAGGUAAUAAUUCGACAAGUAAUGCAUCAAAGGCACAGGCUGGUAAUCGGAUGCCUCAACAGGAUUCUCGACCUAAUAAAACAGAGUUGGAUACUGCUCUCACGGUCAUAAAGAAGGUAAUGAAAAUGGAUGCAGCUGAGCCAUUUAAUGUCCCGGUGAAUCCCGUUGCUUUGGGGAUACCUGAUUAUUUUGAUGUGAUAGAUACACCAAUGGAUUUUGGGACGAUAUGCAGCAAUCUUGAGAAUGGUGAUAAGUAUAUGAAUUCAGAGGAUGUUUUCAAGGAUGUGCAAUACAUCUGGGAGAACUGCUACAGGUAUAAUAAUAAAGGUGACUACAUCUUGGAUCUUAUGAGGAGGGUGAAGAAAAACUUCUCGAAAUAUUGGACUGCUGCUGGAUUGUACAAUGGGCAAGGUACAGCAACCAAUGGUGUUGAUAUAACCCAAGAGAAUGGUGGACCAUCUAGUCAGGUGAAAUCUCUGAAAGGUCAGUCAAAACAGAAAACGAAGAAGCGUCAUGGAAGGCGCCAUAAAUCUGAUUGUUUAUGUGCAAUAUGUGUUUUAAAGCGCCGUAGAAAAGAGCGCGAAGAGAUUGCUAAAAUUACUAAAGACCAAAUUGGAGCUGGUAAUAACCAAGGGCAAGAGUUUAAGAUUGAGGAAUCCUUGCGUGUGGACAGUCCUGGCAGCUUGGACUCAUCAUCAAACGCAGAUGAUUCAGUAGACAAUGAAUUAGAUGUUGAGGAAGAAACAGGAGACGAGGUGAAAAUGGAUGUUUCUAAGCAACAGUUUAGCACUCCAGAGGAGAAGCAAGAUGAAGGUGAGGAGGAAAAAGAUGGAGAAGGAAAUGAAACAGAGAUGAAGAUGGGUGUCGAUUCAAAAGGAACUGAUCAGUCUGAAAGUAGACCAUCCAAAUCAACAAUGGAGCAAUCAGGUGACUCGAAAAUGGAGGAUGUACUGCCACAUGAAGAAGGGCAGCAAGAUAUUCAUGAGUUGGAACAUAAGGAGGUGGAAGAAAGACGGAAGAAGAAACUAAAGGCAUGGGAGGAGUUGAGUAACAAAAAUCCGAUGCUUUUGGAGUUGUGUGGAGUUGUUUUCCCAGUGAAUCCAAGAUCCGUGUGGAGAGGACCCCAUUCAUUGCUUCCGCACCAGCACCAAACUUCUCGCAUUAGUUCCAUUCACAUGGCCAUAGACAAAUUCAUGAAGUAAAUUAUUGUAUCACUCGAUGAGAGCAUGCCUAAAAUUAUACUUGAUAUGGUGUAGCUGUAAUUGCCCCGAUUUUCUGCCUGGAAAUGUAUCAUCAACUAGUUCAUGGUUUUUACCGAGUUA